AUGGAAGAGCAUAGGUCUGUUUACUUUGUUGAUACAGAUGGUAAAAAGAAAUUAUUGACAGAUGAAAUAUGGAAUGCUCUUUCGAGUGGAAGCGAUGAUGAUUUUGAUGAUAGCGAUGAAGAUCCUACAUUUAAUCCUAAUGUUCUCUUCAAUAGAAAUUCAGAAGAUAUUUCUGACAAUAACAAUGAUUCUGAAUCAUCUGAAAAUGAAGUGAAUAUUCAAAACGAAAGUUCGACUUCAGGUAACAAGACAUUAGAGGAAAAAAGUAAGAAAGUUAAAAAGGAAAAAAUUAAACUUGUAUGGAAGAAAAAGUCUUUGCAAGUAAAUCCUGAAAUCAUAACUUUCAGUGGAGAUACACAUGUACAACAGACACCUGAGAAACCUCUGAAUGUAACAUCAUCUGAUAUAAGAAAAUAUUUGGGAAUUUGUAUAUUGAGUUCUGUAUCAAGUGUUAAAGAUUUUAGAUUGUACUGGAAUCCUGCUGUUGGAAUAUCUCUCAUUCAAAAUUCUAUGCCCGUUAACGAAUUUGAAAAAAUAAGAAGAUAUCUUCAUUUCAAUGACAAUAAUGCAUUUUCAACUGAUUUGCAAGGAGGCCAGGAUAAGUUUUUCAAACUGAGACCUUUGAUUGAUGAACUUCAAAAAUCUUUCCUUUCCAUUCCUAUGGAAGAAUCUUUAUGUGUCGAUGAACAAAUGUGUGCUACUAAAGCUAGACACCAUUUAAAACAGUAUAUGCCUGACAAGCCCCAUAAAUACGGUUACAAACUCUUCAUUUUGAGUGGAGUAUCCGGAUUUGCAUACAAUUUCGAGAUUUAUGGUGGCAAAGAACUUGAUGUUGCUAAUAUACUUCAAGAGCCUGAUUUAGGAGCUAGUAGUAAUGUAGUUAUUAGAUUAACUCGUCCUGUUCAAGAAAAUGUUAAUCACAAACUUUACUUUGACAAUUAUUACACUUCUAUUCCUCUGCAAGUAUAUUUGAAGAAAAAGGGAAUUUUAUCUCUUGGAACUAUUAGAAGAAAUAGAAUUCCAGACUGCAAACUUCCAACUGAAAGGGAGCUGAAGUUACAAGUUCGUGGAUCCAUCACUGAAUUUGUGGCUGAAUAUGAUGGCUGUGAACUGUCAAAUGUAUCAUGGAAAGACAAUAAAACUGUCACAAUGCUCUCUACAUUUGCUGGUACAAACCCGGUAAGUGAAGUACAGCGCUUUGACAGGAAACAAAAAUGUCAUGUAAAAGUAAAUUGCCCUUACGUUAUAAAAACUUACAACAAGCACAUGGGAGGUGUGGACUUACUUGACAGUUUGAUUGGAAGGUAUAAAAUAAUAAUGCGAAGCAAAAAGUGGUAUUUUCGGUUGUUUUAUCAUUUAUUAGACCUGACGAUUAUCAAUGCUUGGUUGCUGUAUAAGAGAGUGCACAAACAAAAGCGUAACAGUGAAAAGCCUAUGAAACUUGUUACUUUUAGAUUGCAGUUAGCAGAAACUUUGUGCUUACAUGGACAAGUAAAAUCACUAAAAAGAGGGAGACCAUCAAGUGCAGAGGAAACAGUUGGAAAACAAUCAAAAAAAGCUUGUCGAAAAGAGCCUCCAAAAGAUAUUAGAUUUGACAGAAUUGAUCACUGGCCAGAGCAUUCUACAAAUAAACAACGAUGUAAAAUGUUGAAUUGUAAAGGAUUUACAAGAGUACAGUGCAUGAAAUGCUCAAUUCCUCUAUGUUUUUAUAAAGAGAAGAACUGUUUUAGAGACUAUCAUUUACAGUAA
This is a messenger RNA of Argiope bruennichi, 1749 nucleotides long. RefSeq names its product piggyBac transposable element-derived protein 2-like. The record is from RefSeq and is a predicted model, not a curated record. NCBI's taxonomy places the organism in Eukaryota, Metazoa, Arthropoda, Arachnida, Araneae, Araneidae. The transcript is spliced from 2 exons. The coding region runs from base 1 to 1749 and encodes 582 amino acids.